AUGUCUUGUAGAAUUUGUAAACCUAGGGGAGGAGGAAGAGGAUAUAUUAACUUGUUUGGGAAAAUCGGAUAUUGUAAUAAUUUUAUAAAAUCAAAUUUUCAUAAUUUUAUUGAUGUCAAUCGAAAGAAUUUUACAACUGGAAAUUUAAAGAGCAACGAUGCAAAAGAUGAAGCGUCCUUCACAAUAACAUCAGACACUAUUCGAAUAGACGGUCAAUCUUUUCCGGUAGAUGAUUUUACAAACGUGACUCCGAAUAUAUUAUCAAAGAUUAAAAGACAAUUGCAUUUACACCAAUCACAUCCAAUUUCAAUAUUACGAAAUUUAAUUGAAACUCAGCUCAAUGAUUUUCGACAUUUUAAUUCGUUCAGUCCAAUUGUAAGCACUCGACAAAAUUUUGAUGAUCUUGGAUUUCCCAUUGACCAUGUCGGGAGAAACAAAACCGACAGUUAUUACAUUAACAGAUCUGUAAUGCUACGUACUCACACGUCGGCACAUCAACUUCAAAUUCUUUCCGCAGGUGAAAAUAAAUUUCUGGUGAGCGCUGAUGUUUAUCGAAGAGAUGAAAUUGAUUCGAAUCAUUAUCCAGUAUUCCAUCAAAUGGAAGGUGUUCAGGUUUUCGAUGUCGCCGAAGCAAAAGAACAAGUAUCAUGUGAUAUUACUAAAAUAGGACAAUUUAAUUCAGCUUGUGUAUUAAUUAGUAAUGAAGCAGACACAGAUACAUCAACAAAUAAUCAAAAGAAUCCAAUACAAUUUUGUCAUCCUGUUGAGGCGGCUAAUUCAGUUGGUCUACAUCUCAAACACACGUUAAAUGAGUUGGUAAAGAGAUUGUUUAAAGAUGAGAAAGAAUUAAAAGUUCGUUGGAUCGAUGCUUAUUUUCCAUUUACGAGUCCAAGUUGGGAAAUGGAAGUGUUAUAUCAAGGAAAAUGGCUGGAAAUAUGUGGAUGUGGUGUUAUAUUGCAAGAUCUCAUGAAUAAAGCAGUAAGACCGAAUGAAAUUGGCUGGGCUUUCGGUCUUGGAUUGGAAAGAAUUGCAAUGGUUUUAUUUGAUAUACCUGACAUUCGACUGUUUUGGUCAAACGACCCACGAUUCUUGGAUCAAUUUACCACCAAUGAAAUAAAAAAAUUCAAACCUUUUUCAAAGUAUCCCGCUUCCACUAGAGAUAUCAGUUUUUGGGUGGACAAUAAUAAAGGUUUCCACGAGAAUAAUUUUUGUGAACUUGUGAGAAGUAUCGCCGGCGAUUUGGUAGAAGACGCGAAAAUGAUUGAUGAAUUUGUACAUCCCAUUUCGAAAAGGCGAAGUUUAUGUUAUAGAAUUAUUUAUCGAUCUAUGGAUAGGAAUGUAACAAAUGAGGAAAUUAAUCAAAUACAAUUAGAUGUUCAGAAAGAGGUUCAAACACAACUUGGUGUAAUUCUUCGCUAA
Messenger RNA from Ambispora gerdemannii, 1419 nucleotides. The record is from the annotation of a GenBank genome assembly. Lineage: Eukaryota; Fungi; Glomeromycota; Glomeromycetes; Archaeosporales; Ambisporaceae.